CGGAAUUUGAAGUUACAAAAACAACCAUACAGCAGCAGCAGCCCAUUGUCCUCGGUCUGUAUGGCAUCUCCUGUUCCGGCAAGACGCACAUUCUCAAAAACCUGCGGGUGAAAUACGGUUCUUCGCAGUUCUUGCUGUUUGAUGGAUCCAGCAAAAUUUGCAGCGUUCUUGUGAAAUAUGACAAGUUCUACAACCAGGAUAGUAGAGGCACUCUCCGGAGAUACAAGUUGGACCAAGAUGAAGACAGAAGCACGAUGGCAGGGGAAAGCAACGAAGAACUCUUACAAAACAAGGAUAGAAAUGGGAAUGACGUACAAGAACCAGCUACCUCCAAGAGGAGCAGCGAAGAACUUCUUCAAUACUUCAAGACUUUACCUGCCUCGACCAAAAUUUGGAUUCGGGAGAUGGCCAUGCGUGAGAUCGCGGAUGAAGCAAAACGUAAAGGUGCUAUUGCAGUGGUUGCGGGACAUUGCGCUUUUCCUAGACAGGCAUCUAGUUGUACCAAACUAACUGCUACUACAACUACUUCCAGAGAUCUUGCACGAACAACAACAACUUCAUAUAGUACGACAGACAAACAAGAUGAAACUUUUGAAACAGUU
Molecule: messenger RNA, 602 nt
Organism: Amoebophrya sp. A25
Lineage: Eukaryota; Dinophyceae; Syndiniales; Amoebophryaceae
Source: the annotation of a GenBank genome assembly